AUGGACUCUGACAAGAAUCAUGGCCCAAGCUUCAACAUGGACUUGUUCAAAGAUCCCGAAAAGCUGAAAUUCUUUGUUAUGAAGUACUCGCAGACAGAAGCCUUCAAGAUCUGGGCCGGCUUCGCAGUCAUCGCCUUCGUCGUCUUCAUGUUGGUAUCCAGUGGCGAUUUCUCUUUCCUCCUGACGCUCUCCUCUCUGUUGAGCAUGUUCAGCUUCCUUAUGGUCGCACUGAAGAUGGAGAUUGGCCGCUCCUGCAAGGGAGUGUCAUUGAAAAUGAUGGAGUCUUACCUAGUGAUCUUCUUUUGCCGCCUUUGCGCCAUCAUUCCUUUCGAGGGCUACCUUCCAUUUGACAAGUCAGGCGACUGGUUCUACCAGACUUGCGAGGCGCUUGGUUUCUGCCUUGCGGGUACGAUAGUGUACUUCUGCCGCGUAAAAUAUGCCGCAACCUAUGAUCCCUACAUAGCGGAUGUAGCAUCGAUGGAGUCGCCACUGGACGGCUUUCUGUGCAGCUUGAUUCCGGAUCUCUCCGCAGCCGUGAUUCGGCUCUGGGCUUCGCAGCCACGAGGAGCAGCCUCCAAUCAAAGGUUCCUCACCCGGAAUGCCGGUCUUGGCAUCCACGCACACCAGAUCCACAAAGCGCCACCGGAGGUCAUGACUAUGACGUUUGGGAAUGGCUACCGCCUUGAUAAGAACGAUUUGCUGGGAGCUGGUGGUUAUGGCAAGGUGUACAAAUGCACGGACAUGCAGGGCAGGGAGCUUGCCGUCAAGCAAGUCUUCACCGCAAACACAGAGGUUUUGGACAGAGAGAUUGAGAUUCACACCCACAUUGGCCAGCACCCAAAUAUUGUUCAGCUCAUCGACGCCUUUCCCAUUGAGGGGGCAGAAGGGAAGAUGAUAGUGAUGGAGUUGGCCAAGGGUGGCGAACUGGGGGACUUGCUGGAGAAGACGGGCCCUAUGCCUGAGCAGAAGGCCAAGCACAUCUUUAAGCAGGUCGUGGGUGCCAUUCAGCACCUGCAUUCCCGCAAUAUCCUGCACCGGGACCUGAAGUCUGACAACAUCCUCCUCUGCACCGACAGCACUCACGACAUGAACCAGCCUGUUGUGAAGCUGAUCGACUUCGGAGCGGGCCACUGGGCGAAGACGGGGCCUCUGGUGGCGGACAAGUUCAUCGGGACGCUGCAGUUCAUGGCCCCGGAGGUGAUCAUCGCGCGUGGGGACGACUUCGAUGCCACGGAUGCCUCGCAGAUCGAAUCGACGGUUCAGAUCGAGUUCAAGAAGCGGCCGUUUGGGAUUCGGAAGUACAAGCCGGGUCCGAACAACAAGGGCGCUCGCAUUAUUGAGGUCAUCGAGCAGUCGCGAUACCCAGGUGACCCUCUUGGCCAAGCUUUCGUAGCUGGGGUCCAGAACGAGUGGGUCGUGAAGUCGGUAAACGGAAGGGACGUCAGCAACAUGGAUUUCGAGGACAUCCUCGACCUUAUGGGCGAUCGCUUGUUGGACAAUUCCUCCCGUGGUGCAUUCGAUGGGUCCUUCAAGGUGACCGGUGACAACAAAGGACAGGGAAAAGUGCUGCCGAAGGUUGAGCAGGUGGAGCUGCCUGCGCAGAUCCAGUAUGCCAAGAUGCGGUCGAAGCCCUACGAUGCGAAGGUGGACGUGUGGUCCCUGGGCUGCGUCCUCUACCAUAUGCUGGCCGGUCGACCCCCAUUUCCGCCAGAGGAGCCGGACGUGCUCGCAGGAAACUUCCAACCGCCACCAGGGGCUUCGCCGCAAGUCAUGGAUCUGUUGAACAAGAUGCUCGUGGUGAACCCGGCAGCACGUGCCGAUCUUGCCACGGCAACGGACACCUUUCAACACUUGUAUUUGGGCGUUGGUGCUCUAGGCUUGUCCUUGAUCUUCCAUCCGAACCUGAAUGGUUUUCUGCCUUCAGAUAUCGGCUGGGCUUUCGCUCUGUACUUGGAGUCUGUGGCGGUUCUGUGUCAGCUCUUCAUGUUCAUGAAAGAGGGCCGGGCGCAGGAGCACACCUCCCACUUCCUGGCUGCGCAGGCCCUGGCCAAGUUGAUGAGCUUCAUCUUCUGGGCCAGCUCGUUUAGCGAGCUCUCUGACCCAAAUCACCACAUCAAGGCCUUCGUGGGAAACUGGGUGGUCUGUGCGCAGCUGGUGCAGCUUCUGAUCAUGGGGGACAGCAGCUGUUUAUGUGAGGGCAUGCAGAGGACAGCCUUCACGCAGACGGAUGCAAGAAAAGAGUUUCGCUGUAACCAGCUGGAUUGGCUCUUCUCGGCCAGCAAAGACUUGCUGGGCGUGUGGAGUGUCAAAUCGGCCCAAACUGGCAGCUGGGGCCGAAAAAUCGGCACCAUUCCCACGGCCAACGCGCUGACCGGGGUGGCCUGGGCUCCUUCGUCCCGGGAGAUCCUGGCGAGCUGUGCUACAGGUGCCGUUGUUGCUUUUGAUGUGGAUAGCUGCAUGCCAUCAUAUGCCUGGAAAGCGCACGAGGACGAGAUUACCCAAAUAUGCUGGGUAGACAGCCAUCGGCGGCUUCUCACGGCAGCCAAGGACAGGAAGCUUCGCAUUUGGGAUUUCCCAGCUCCGGGGCGUGAGUUUUCGCCGUUCCACUCACCUACGUUGAGCACAGCUCCCAGUAUCUCUGCUCCCGGUCGACGCCAGUCUGCUCAGCUUAGGGGUGCUGCAGCUAGCACCUCAAGUACUGUGCCGGCACGCCAGGACCCUCCAACCAGCACUUCACAGGUGCCUCCAGCUGCCCACGGCUAUGCAUCGCAAGCUCCAGGAGCCAGGGCGCCUAUGCCGGCGACAGGAGCAAGGGCGCCUAUGCCGGCGAACGACUCCGAUGAUGACUUGACCGGUUGGGAUCGAUAA
Symbiodinium sp. CCMP2456 is the source of this 2868-nucleotide messenger RNA. NCBI's taxonomy places the organism in Eukaryota, Dinophyceae, Suessiales, Symbiodiniaceae. The record is from the annotation of a GenBank genome assembly.